AAAAAUCUUAUUCACUCCACAAAAAUGGAACAAGUUAUCAACUUCACUCCCACUUUUCAACUUCAAGAACACAUCUUUUUAGCACCACUAUUUGCUAUUAUCUUCUUUAUUGUGUUCAAAACAUACUUCAUGUCUUCUUCUCCACCAAUCUAUCUUGUUGACUACUCAUGUUUUAAGCCACCAAACUUUUGGAGGCUACCCUUUUCGUCAUUCCUCGAACACUCGCGCAUCGUCCACUCGCUCGAUCAACAAAGUGUUGACUUCAUGACUAAAGUCUUGGUGUCUUCUGGUCAAAGUCAAAGUACAUGCAUUCCUCCACCUUUGCAUUAUAUCCCACCAAGAUCAACUCAUGAAGAUGCCAUUAAAGAAGCUCAAAUAGUUCUCUUCACUGUUUUUGAAGACCUUUUAUCCAAAACUCAACUCUCGCCUCGAAAUAUCGACAUCAUCAUAGUGAACUGCAGUGGCUUUUGUCCUUCUCCGUCACUAUCUGCAAUCAUUGUCAACCGGUACUCGAUGCGAGACAACAUAAAGAGCUUCAACAUAAGCGGUAUGGGGUGUAGCGCGAGUGCCUUAGCGGUUGACAUGGCGAAAAACCUUUUGAAAGUUCACAAGAACUCUAACGCGGUCAUUCUUAGUACAGAAAUUUUAUCUAACGGUUGGUAUGCAGGAAAAGACCGGUCCAUGAUGGUCCUCAACUGUCUCUUCCGAUCAGGUGGUGCCGCCAUCCUAAUCACCAACAAGACAUCCGCCAAAAGGAUUUCCAAAUACAGAUUACUAUAUGCUAAAAGAACACAAGGCGCGUUCGAUGACAUAGCUUAUAACUCUGCGAUCCGUGAAGAAGAUUCCGAAGGCAUCAUUGGUGUUACUCUUAAAAAAGAUGUACUACAUGUGGCCCGAGAAUUACUUCGAUCGAACUUUCAAGUUCUAGGCUCCUCAAUACUUCCAAUGGAAGAGAAAAUCCGAUAUGGGUUUUCCGUAAUUAGAAGGAAGUUUCUCGACAAAUCGAUAGAACUUUACGUACCAAACUUUAGGAAAGUGAUACAACACUACUGCUUGCCAACAUCUGGGAAGUCAGUGAUAACGGAGAUAGGAAAAAAGAUGAAGUUAAAAGAGGAGGAAAUCGAGGCGGCUUUGAUGACAUUGCAUCGGUUCGGGAACCAGUCAUCGUCUUCGUUGUGGUAUGAGUUAGCUUACAUGGAAGGGAAGGAGAUGGUGAAGCAAGGGGAGAGGGUGUUGCAGCUUGGGAUGGGGAGUGGGCCCAAAUGUACUAGUUUGGUAUGGGAGUGUAUCAGGCCCAUUGUUAAUGAGGCUCAUAAAGGCCCAUGGGCCGACAGUAUCCAUAACUAUCCUGUUAAUUAGUGUUAGGGAUGAAAUAUGGCCGAAGUUGCACAAAUGGGCACCUAAUGAAUUAUAUUCAUUGUUUGGUUUU
Messenger RNA from Helianthus annuus (common sunflower), 1429 nucleotides. RefSeq names its product 3-ketoacyl-CoA synthase 5. The coding region runs from base 25 to 1359 and encodes 444 amino acids. Gene Ontology annotation, molecular function: acyltransferase activity, transferring groups other than amino-acyl groups. Gene Ontology annotation, cellular component: membrane. Lineage: Eukaryota; Viridiplantae; Streptophyta; Magnoliopsida; Asterales; Asteraceae. The transcript is spliced from 3 exons. The record is from RefSeq and is a predicted model, not a curated record. Gene Ontology annotation, biological process: fatty acid biosynthetic process.